AUGGCUCUGAAGCUCCUUGUCAGCCUGGGCAUCUGGCCACAGCUAACUGCCAGCCAGGCUUGCCAUGAAGCAGUCAAGGAUGCUGUGGCGGCCAGUGCGGCUGGUGCUGAGGCUGCUGAGGAGGGCUCCGGAGGUCAGCAGCUACUCCAAGUGACCUCGCGGGAAAUCUACCACCCUCGACUCAACAGUAGUGGGGCUGUGGAGGCAAUCUUGCACGCGGUCAAUUCCACCAAUGCGAAGGCCAUGGUGGAGGUGAACGCGACCCCGCUAAACACGAACUUGCAGUUCAUCCAUGUGCCCUGCACGUUUGGACAUACGGUCGAGGAGGCGGGCGUAGGCCAGCUGGACGUUCUCAAGAUUUCGGCCAUCCUUGCUUCAGACCUCGAGAUGUUGUGGGCCAACAAGGCAGCGGCAUUUGCAACACUCAACUCAGUGAAAGGUGAGGGCGGCAUGCUUUGGGGUGAGCUUAACCCAGACCUGCAAGCCGUCUCUUCAGAAACUGGCUGCAAUUUGUAUUACACUCCGCCCUCGAUGUGGCCUAAAGAUGUGCAAGAACGACAGCUGCAAGGAAAGCAGCUAUUCUCCAUGCUCCGAGACCCGUAUGACCGCAUGGCCAACGAGUUCCGAAUGCAAUGUCAGGGCAUCGAUUCAGCUUUCGAGCUGUUGACGAGGCCGGCCGUUUCCUUGCGCGAAGGUCACUUGGAGCGUGAGGGCGCCGAGUACUUGAAGUAUUACCUCACGUGUGAUGUGAAUGGCUACUUGCAGUCGGAGCUGACAAAGUACGUGGCAGGUGACCGCUACCGCGGGAAUUGCCACCUCUUGCCUUCAGCAGAGUAUGCAUCAAGCCCCUUCGGUGAAGUUGAGUGGGUGGAUGAGCGCGGCAUACCGGAGAGCUUUAACGACUUCAUGACUUCAAAGAACGCUUCGCCCCGAAUGAAGGCAAGCCUGCACAACUUUGAGUGCAACGAUGUCUCUGCAUGGUCUUUGACAGAGAAGACGAAGAAGCUGAUCCGACAGGUGUAUGCAGAAGACUUCAAGUUGGCAUGCAAGGUGUUCGGACACUGCGACGACCAUGAGAUGUACUGCCACGAGAACAUCGAGAACAUGUGUGGCUCGAGGCCAGCCAAAUGA
This is a messenger RNA of Symbiodinium pilosum, 1131 nucleotides long. Lineage: Eukaryota; Dinophyceae; Suessiales; Symbiodiniaceae. The record is from the annotation of a GenBank genome assembly.